AUGUACCGGGCGCGUGCCAUCUGCCGCGGCAUGCGUCUUUGUGAUGAAAAAGGGCAACGCUCUGACCUUCGCAACUUCAUUUUGAAGGAGUAUGAAGAGAUUUUGGACAAAUGCACCGUUUUUCGUGGCUGCCUCCCGGACCCCGCAGAAGACAUCACCGACACGCGCGGAAAGGGUAGAAGUACCCUCAAGCGGCCAGCGUCCACCAAGAGCUCGACGUGGAACAAGAUUGCCUACACCCGUGACAAGGCCAAGGAUAGGAUACGCAUGGAUCGCACUUCGUGGAAGAGGUCUCUCCCAGAGUUACUUCACACCACUGAGAACGACUUGAUCCACAAGCUUCGGGAGGACCGUCUGCUUCCAUGUUGGAAAGGUCACGUUUGUCCCAGAUGUGAGAAGGGAACUUUGUCUACUCUGGUGCCACAUCCGUCCAGUGGUGCGCUCAACUGCAGUGCCCGUGGAUGCUGGGCAUACAUCAGUCCUCACCACCUCCACCCUUUGUUCGUUGAUGGCCGCGGCGCUAGUUCGACGUCUUUGUUUACGCAGUCAGCCAUCCUACUCUUGAAGCUGAACAAUGUGUUCCAUCCAAUCAUUCACUGGCUCUUGGGCGUCAAUCACAAGGUCAUUGAAGAGUGGGAGACUCGUCUCUGCGACUUGCGUAUGAAAUGGGUGGAGGCAAAGGAGAUUGUCUUCGGGGCUGGAAAGCCCUGGAGCGAUGUGGAGGCUGAUGAAGCCACUUUUGACAGGAAAGACCUAGCAACUGCUCCAGACCCAUCCGAGUAUGUCUUGUGGGAGCAAUGGACCCCGAGACUCUUGUGCUCCAUCGUCUGA
Molecule: messenger RNA, 831 nt
Organism: Durusdinium trenchii
Lineage: Eukaryota; Dinophyceae; Suessiales; Symbiodiniaceae
Source: the annotation of a GenBank genome assembly